AGGAGGUGGCGGCCGUGGGAAAACGGGUGCGCCAGGCAGGAGCCCACGAGAGCCUCGGAUAUCUUAUCUGUAACAUGCGGCGUAGGAAUACUUGCCGCAUUUUGUUGUUCUGGGCACCUACAUUGUGUUAGCGGCUUUGUAUUUGUUUGUUACGUAUGGAACACAUGCGCUGGAGCUUGGACAGGCUUUAGGGCCUCCAGGUCUCAAUUAACUCAGGGAAAUGGAAGAGGGAGAGGGCUGUACGAGCUAGACACCAGGGCCCUUUCCUGGCGCUACAUUCUCCAGGUCCUAAGUUAUUUAUUAUGUUUUCAUUUGUUAUUUAUUAUGUAUAAUCAUGACACAGUAUCCUGAAGGCAUGGAAGGCUGUGUGACGUGGAAGGUCUGGGACAAAUUUAAGAAGAGAGAGCACUGCCUACUCCGCCAAGAACAGAAAAUGAACAAAUCCCAGGAACAAGUGUCAUUCAAAGAUGUGUGUGUGGACUUCACCCAGGAAGAGUGGUGUCUUCUGGAUCCUGCUCAGAAGAUACUAUACAGAGACAUGAUGCUGGAAAACUACAGCCACCUUGUCUCAGUAGGGUAUUGCAUUAGUAAGCCAGAAGUGAUCAUCAAGAUAGAGCAAGGAGACGAGCCCUGGAUAUUAAAGCAAAGAUUCCCACGCCAGUGGCACCCAGAAGACUGGAAAGUUGAUGACCUAAUAGAGAACAGCCAAGAAUAUCAAGAUGAGCACUUUUGGCAAUAUGCUCUCAGCACCAAUAAAGCAUUAAGUAUAAAUGAUGGUAACAGAGUAAGGAAAACUUUUGAUCUGGGUACAGACUGUGUUCCUUCAAGAAAUUUUUCAUAUAAGAUAUGUGCCUCGUGUGAAAUGAGUUUGAAGAAUAUUUCAGGCUUAAUUAUUAGUAGAAAGAACUAUUCUGGAACAAAGCCUGAUAAGUUUAAUUUAUAUGAGAAAUUGCUCCUUGAUAUUAGACAUGAGAAAAUGCCUACUGGAGGGAAAUCCUAUAACUAUAAUCAAAAAAGGAAUAUCCUCAGCCAUGGUCAGGAUCUCACUCAGCCAAUUUUCGACCAGCCUUUUGAGUAUAAUGAAAAUGGACACGGCUUCCAAGAGGAGGCAGCCUUUUUCUCAAACAAGAGAGCUCAGAUCGGAGAGACACUCUGUAAAUAUAAUGAAUGUCAGAGAACUUUCAGCCAAAGUGUAAAGCUCAGUUUAUCUCAGAGAACUCGUUUGGAAAGGGAGCCAUAUGAAUGCAGUAUUUGUGGGAAUUCCUUUUAUAUGGAUUUAAGAUUGGGACAUCAGAGAGCUCUUACAGGGGAGAAUCCCUAUGAGUAUAAUGCAUAUGGGCAAAUUUUCUGUGACAAUUCAACUUUCAUUAUUCAUCCGAGUACUUAUGCGGGAAAGAUUCCCCAUGAAUAUAAAAUAAGUCACAAAACGGGGAGGAAAUCAUCCCUCUUUAAACAUCAGAUAGUACAUAUGGGGGGAAUACCUUAUGAGCACAAGGAAAAUGGAAAUAAUUUCAACAACAAGUCACACCUCACCCAACCUCGAAGAGCUCACUCAGGAGAAAAAAACUUCGAAUGUGCUGAUUGUGGGAAAACAUUCUGGGAAAAGUCAAACCUCACUCAACAUCAGAGAACACACACAGGAGAGAAACCCUAUGAAUGUGCUGAAUGUGGGAAAUCCUUUUGUCAGAAACCACACCUUACCAACCAUCAACGAACACAUACAGGAGAAAAGCCUUAUGAAUGUAAGCAAUGUGGAAAAACAUUCUGUGUGAAGUCAAAUCUCACUGAACAUCACAGAACACACACAGGAGAGAAACCCUAUGAAUGUAAUGCAUGUGGAAAGUCCUUCUGCCACAGGUCAGCACUAACUGUACAUCAGAGAACGCACACAGGAGAGAAACCUUUCAUAUGUAAUGAAUGUGGGAAAUCCUUCUGUGUGAAGUCAAACCUCAUUGUGCAUCAAAGAACUCACACAGGGGAGAAACCAUAUAAAUGUAAUGAGUGUGGGAAAACCUUUUGUGAGAAAUCAGCUCUUACUAAGCAUAAUAGAACUCACACAGGGGAGAAACCCUAUGAGUGUAAUGGAUGUGGGAAAACCUUUAGUCAGAGGUCAGUACUCACUAAACAUCAGAGAAUUCACACAAGGGUGAAAGCUCUUUCAACAUCCUGAAUAUUCAGAAACCUUCAUCCACCCUUUCAAAUUUGUUAUUCAGUUUUUAAAAAUAAGAUUAAACCCAAAGAAUGUUACAAAUUACUUCAAAGUUACAUCUUAUUGUACUUCAGAUAAUUAAUAUUUGAAUAAAACCUUAUAAAUGCUUUAAAUAUGUGGAAGCUUUUAAGAAAAUAAUUUUGUCAGAAAAUUUGUACUGAGGGGAAAUUUAAGUAAUAUUGUAAAACUUCAUAAAUAGAAUUUAUGUUGACCAGUGUCAUGGUCCAAAUGUGAUACCAAAAUUUUAUUGUAAAUAUAAUGGGGUGAUAGUUAUACUGAUAUUCACAAUGUAAUCUGAAUCUUAAAAAAUGUCGAAUGACAAUAGCAUUAAAUGUUUAUAUGAAGAGUCCCUAAUGUGUGCAGGCCUUAUGUAAGUAUUUUAAUAAAACAGAAAUUUGAGGUAUGCUUGAUUUGUAUACUAGAGCCCAACAUGCUUGUGAAGAGAAAGGAUGAACACUUAGUUAAACAACUGUUGUGGUCUAUAUAAUACUUCCCACACUAAAUGUCACCAGUAUCUUUGUAGGUUGACACAUUUACAAAUGUACCUGUAAAUAUAUUUAUAUUCAUAUAUAGUGGUGUGCUAGAGUAAGUUCAUACUGGCUUGGAAGUACCGCUGAUUGUUAAAUUUUCAGGAAUUUUAUGAGCCAGUUGUUAAAUACAGUCAUUAUUAAAUCAAAUUUUAUACAGUUACAAUUAUAUUUAAAACAAAGGUAAUAAACACUCAAUACGUCCUAAUUAUUUUAUAACAUUUUGCUAUUUGUUCUUUAGGUUACUUUUAUUAUUGAGUCUGCAUGGAGAAAAUACUGUAUAAUGAAUGGUGUGCUACUGCACAUCUUCCAGCUCUACAUUCAGUGCUGUCACAUUGGUAACUUGGAUUUAGUGGGAGUAUUUACACCAUGGAAAUUGGCAAAGUCUACAAAUUAGGGUUAUUUUCUCAGAGAACCUAUUGUCCAAUAUUUACCAGCACACCACUAUGGAUAUAAGAAAAUAUAUUUGGAAAAGUUAAAGUGAAAACCACAUGCCCUUUCUCCUAUUUUUUGACAAAUACAUGGCUGUGGUCAUUAUUGCUGAACUGCCUCUUCAAUAAAGACAACAUAUGUUUCUUCUGUGAGGUUUUUAAAUACCUCAGCAUAAUUUCUAUUCUCAAUACUAACUGUGUCUCUUUAGAGUAUGGCUAGUAUAUGUUAUUUUACAGCCACUCAUCUACCUUUACCCUGACUUUUUUUGGCAUUUAUGAAUGAGUACAGCCAUUGCUGCUCAACUAUUAAAUCUAUUAAAAAGCCAAACAUUUUUUUUCUCUGUUUUUAAAGCUGCCUCUUGGUCAGUCAAUACUGUAAAUGCUGUGAAUAAUAAUACUUACAUAAAUUCCAUGAAGAUUAACAUCAGUUAUAACAGUAAUACUGCACUGUACAGAUAAAAAAAUAGUGGUAAUGAAAUGCCUCUUUCAUACUCUUGGUAUUUUGCUGUAUCUAUGUAGGCAUGCUAUAUGUAACCUGAGCUGUAUGUAAACCAGGAACUAUGUAUUUGUAUUUUAUAUAAUAGAGUGUCAUAUACUGUCUCUUUAGCCUUUGUCCUACUGUUUGCUAUGCCUCCUUGCAACAUAUUAGCAGUUCCAAGGAACUCCACUUUUUUUUUUUCUGCCUUGCUGAAGCAAGGCCACCAAAAAUUUUUUGGUUGCCUCCCACAUGAAAAAAAUGGGAGUGGGAGAGAACACUGGGACUCUACUUCUUUUUUGCUGGGCUCUGAUUUGUCUUUGUUCAUCCUUCCCCCCGAUGAUAUAAGGGUAAAUCCAGGUUAGUCUGAAUUAAUCAUGGAUGUGUUAAUGAUUUUGUUGGGUGGACAUGUGAACAGUGAGAUGUUUGAAAAAUAUUCUGCAGUGCUUCUGGGAAAAAUCUCAGCAAUAAAAUAUUGUCAUGAUGUAAGAAGACAAAAGAAAGAUUAUCUCUCUUUUAAUGGACUUUUUCAUGUUUGUAUGUUAUAUCAAAUUAUAGUUUAUGGCCCUAAAGGGCAGUAGCCUGAAGAUAACAUUACACAAGGAGAUAAAACCCUGGUUUGGAGGUGACAUCAUUGGGAUGUGCAACUCUAUCUGGACCUGCUCUCCAUGAGGACCUUAUAUUACUGUGAGGAUAAAGGUUUCUUUUUUAUUCUUAGGGCUGUUACUUAUAGCUAAAGGUAUUGCCCCUAAUAGAGAAGAAUUUGGGGAAGAAUUAUUUCUUUUGACUAAUCAAUAUAGGGAUGGGUCUUGUCUCAGCCGUGGUUCUAGUAAAAAACAGAAUUCUAGACUUUAAUGGCAGAAUUACAGUGGUGUGGGCCAGAAAUGAGGGCUAUUGAAGCACCUAGAGACUAGCAUCAACAGGAAGCCAUUACCAUUGUAAAUCCUAAAGGGGCAAAGGAUGAAAACUAUUGUUUCAAAGGAGGGGCCACCAUGUAGGAGAUAAUUAUCACUACCAGAAUUGUGACACCAAAUUGCUAGCGCCUCCCUUUGGAGAACCCAAGCAGAUGCCAUCUGGCCAAGUGGGCACAGAGAAGAUCUUAGUGGAGCUAAUGGAGAAUAAGCCGCACAGUGUUUUUAAAUUCCUGUAACUUCCUUUGUAGAGGCUCAGUAUUAGAAAUUUAUUCUACUAGUUGAAAGUUGUGUUUUUGCUUUGUUGUGUUUUUUUGUCAUAAAUAAAUUUCUUUUGGAACUGAGAAAAGUGGCAGGUGUGUCUCUCCUUUAACACACGUGAAGCAGAUAUGUGUAAUUGCAUUAUUAAUAUAUCCAUCUGUGAUGUUUCUUUUUAUUUAAAAAUUUUUAAAAAUAUGUUUUUAUUGAUUUUUUUUAGAGAGAAACAUCAAUGUGAGAGAGAAACAUCGACUGGCUGUCUCCUGCACAACCUCUACUGGGGUUCAACCCCAAAACCCAGGCUUAUGUCUUGACCAGGAAUCAAACUGGGACCUCACUCAAUAGGAUGACGCUCAGUCCACUGAGCCACACCAGCCAGGCUGUGGUGUUUCUUGUUACAUGUAGUGUGAGGUAAGCAGCUCUCUAGUUUUCCAAAUAAAUAUCCAGUUGUCCCUGCACUGUUUGAUUAAUUUGCCCUUUUUCUUAUUGGCUUGAUAUGGCAUACUUAAUACAACUUUGCAGGACAUUUGGACCUGUCUAAAACAUCCACUGAGACAUGGUCCUGUCCAAAAUGUCUUUAGUAUUUAUUUGGCCCUGUACAAAACAUCUAUGGAGACA
This is a messenger RNA of Molossus molossus (Pallas's mastiff bat), 5429 nucleotides long. RefSeq names its product zinc finger protein 248 (gene ZNF248). NCBI's taxonomy places the organism in Eukaryota, Metazoa, Chordata, Mammalia, Chiroptera, Molossidae. The coding region runs from base 335 to 2170 and encodes 611 amino acids. The transcript has 5 exons. Gene Ontology annotation, cellular component: nucleus. Gene Ontology annotation, molecular function: DNA-binding transcription repressor activity, RNA polymerase II-specific; RNA polymerase II transcription regulatory region sequence-specific DNA binding. Gene Ontology annotation, biological process: negative regulation of transcription by RNA polymerase II. The record is from RefSeq and is a predicted model, not a curated record.